Maudiozyma barnettii is the source of this 3339-nucleotide messenger RNA. It is a transcript of the gene SRS2, whose product is annotated as DNA helicase SRS2. Gene Ontology annotation, cellular component: nucleus. The record is from RefSeq and is a predicted model, not a curated record. The coding region runs from base 1 to 3339 and encodes 1112 amino acids. Gene Ontology annotation, molecular function: hydrolase activity; ATP binding; DNA binding. NCBI's taxonomy places the organism in Eukaryota, Fungi, Ascomycota, Saccharomycetes, Saccharomycetales, Saccharomycetaceae. The transcript has a single exon. Gene Ontology annotation, biological process: recombinational repair.
AUGGACACACUGAAUGAGCAACAGCGGCAGGCUGUGCAGUUUGACCCUAGUGCUGCAUUGCAGGUCGUUGCUGGUCCAGGGACAGGGAAAACAAAAGUAUUGGUCGCUAGAGUGGCUCAUUUAAUACUACAUUACAACAUUCCACCUCAAAAUAUAGUGGUGACGACAUUUACAAACAAAGCUGCGAUGGAGAUGAAGCAACGUUUGCAAGAUUUGCUUCAAAAUCAUGAUGUUCCUUUGAAUGAUUUAAUUAUUGGAACUUUCCAUAGCGUCUGUCUUCGAAUAUUAAUGAGAUAUGGUGGAUUGAUUGGAUUAACGUCCGGAUGGCAUAUAUUAGAUGAUAAAGAAGUUGAUAAAAUUAUAUUAGAGACUAUUCAACAGAUGCCAGAUCAGAUUAGAGAUUAUGCUACUUCGUUUAAAAGAUCGAUAAAUUUAUGUAGGCCAUCAAAGAAAAAUGGAGAUGGUUGGGCAGUACACCCAAAGAUUGUUAAACGUGAGAUUUCAAGACUUAAAUCAAUGGCUCUAUUACCUGAAGAAUAUAUUCAACAAUCUACACAUGAUGAAGCAUUAGCGUAUUGUUACUCUACUUAUCAAUCUCAAAUGAAUUCUUUGAAUGGCUUGGACUUUGAUGAUUUAUUGAUGUUUACUUUCCGUUUAUUAUGUAAACAUAGAUGUUUACCACAGAUUCAACAUGUCCUUGUAGAUGAAUUUCAGGAUACAAAUAGUAUACAAAUGGAUCUAAUGUUCUUAUUGGCAAAGGGAAAUCAUCAUUUAUCCAGAGGUAUAACCGUAGUAGGUGAUCCAGAUCAAAGUAUUUACGCUUUCAGAAAUGCCCUUGCAUAUAAUUUCCAACAAAUGGCAAAUAAAUGCCCAUUACCUUGUUCUCAAGUGAUCCUCGUUGAAAAUUAUAGAUCUUCACAGAGAAUCCUUGAUACAAGUGAAACCUUAAUUAAUCAACAACAACAUGGGAGGCAACAACGGUUACCUUUAAAAGCACAAUUUGAUUGUGAUUUUCCCCCUGUAUAUACAAAUUUCCCUGUAAGUUUUAUACAGGGACCAUCAUUAGCCAAAGAAUUACUUUAUUUGAAAGCUUUACCUAAUCUAUUUACUUAUGAUAGUUUUGCCAUCUUGGUACGACAACGUAGGCAAAUUAAAUCUAUCGAAACAGCUUUAAUUGAACAUCGAAUACCUUAUAAGAUUGUUAAAGGACAUGCAUUUUGGGAAUUAAAAGAAAUCACAUCGAUGUUAAACCUAUUGAAUUGUUUAUAUUCUGACAACAAUCCAAAUGCCAUUAUAUCAGCUUUAACAUACCCUGCAAGGGGUCUGGGUCAGACGUCGGCAUCAAAAAUAACAUCAUUGAUGAAGGAACAACAAAUGAAAGAAUCAAUGUCUGCAAUGGAUACAUUAAGAGAAAUAUCUACAGGGAAACAUAACCUUGGUAUGAACAGUAGAGCAAAAUAUGUUAUUACUAAAUUUAUUAGUAUGAUUCAAUCCUGUAGAGAUACAUUCUAUAGUACCACAACCAAGACGACUGCUCUGACUGAAAUUUUCGAUACUUUAUACAAGAUGUCCGAUAUGGAAAAUGAAUAUUUAUCUCAAGAUGGUAAAGAAAACCGUAAUAAUAAAGAAAUUGAUAAGACUAGUAAUACUGAUCCGAAUUUAGAUAAUCCAAGACACAAGAAUAUACAACUUUUGAAAAAAUACUUUUUGGAAACUAAAGAAGUUGAAGAGUUACCUAAUGAUGCUAAAAUGUCUGUACCGAUAGAUGAUAUGAAGCACGAUUCCCCCAUUGUUGAACACAUUAGAACGUUUUUCAAUUCAUUAUCAUUGUUUACUGCUGAUAGUGUCAGUGAAAAUAAUGGUCAGAGUUCCAGAUUAAAAGAAGGUGCUGUUACAAUUUCUACGAUUCACGGUUCCAAAGGUUUGGAAUGGCCAGUCGUUUUUAUCCCAGGUUGUAUUGAAGGGAUAAUCCCAAGCGUGUUCCAAUCGGACAAUAAAGAGGAUUCGGAUUCAGAAAGUUCUACAGAGAAUGAUGCUAGUAAUGAUAAGAACCCAAAAUUGCCAACUAAUGCAGAUGAAAGUUUGGAUGAAGAGAGGCGUAUGUUUUUUGUAGCACAGACUCGUGCAAAAUAUUUACUGUAUCUAUCUUCUGUGGAAGAAUCGAAUAGUCCGAUGUUUGGUGGUCCAAGUAGAUUUUUCACUCCAGAGGUGAUGAAAACGUUAACUGAUCAACAAAUGGCAUUGGAUUCAUUAUCGAAUAUUAAUAAAUUAUAUCGUGCAAUUAAUGUAAGACCAGAGAAAUUGAAUCAGGAUUUCUCCUUUAAUACAUUAGUUAAGGAUUAUUCAAAAUUUGUGGAGAACAGAAGAGAAUCAAUGAUUUGGGCUGGAAAUGUACUUAGAAAUAUGGCUUCGUUGGAUCUAUCUCGAAAUAAAUUACCUGCUCCAAAUGCUAUUUCUAGCUUUACUACUGCAGCUGCUGCUUUAAAGAUCGAAACUAACAAUAAAAAGCAAUAUGCGCCUUCUUACUCUACAACUAAAAGAACUCUGGGAGAACAAUCGUUACAACUAAGUCCUGGAAGGAAAUGUGCUCCUACAAAUAAUGUAAGAAGAUCACCAUCCCCGCAACGUCAGUUUGCACCGUGUACCAGAGCACCUGAAUCCCCGACAAAGAAAUUUGCACCGCCGCCGCAGUUGAAUAAUAACAUAGGAAUAACCCUAAGUGCAAACUCAACCUCCAAAUUGGACUCUUCAUUUUCCAGACCAUCUCCAGAUGAAAGGGUUUCUGAAAGGGUAGGUGCCCAAUUUAGGAGAAGUGCAAGAAGAAUAACUUCGACUCCAAUUCAAUUAACAGAAACAUCAAUUAAUUCCGUAAAUAAUGAAAUAUCCAUACCCAAGACAAAAUUGGAAGAUACUACAGCCUCUGAGAUCUUGCAUAACCCUGAUGAUUUGACAGUAGAUAAUAGACCUAUUUUUUCAAAUGCAAGAACUCUAGCAAAUGCCAUUAGAAAUCCAAAAUCAAAAGGAAAAGAAUCAAAGAAAAAGAAAGUUACUGUCAAGAAAGAACCUUCCAAGAAGACUACAUUCACUAAGACUAAAAAAUCUGCAAAGAAAGAGCCUGCGAAAGCCUCUAGUAGUACAAAUAUUAAGCUAGCUCUCAAGAAGGAAACUAACAACGACUUGAGUUCAACCAAAAAUAAAAAGAGAGUCCAAACAGCAGGACCCAUAUCUAAUGUCAAAAGAGAACCUUCUUCAACACAAGUUGAUAUUUUUUCGCAAUUGGCAAAUGCUAGAAAGAAAGCAAAAAUUGAAAAAAGUGAAAUUAUCAUCUUAGAUGAUUGA